Messenger RNA from Physcomitrium patens, 1353 nucleotides. RefSeq names its product peptide methionine sulfoxide reductase A3. Gene Ontology annotation, biological process: cellular response to oxidative stress. The record is from RefSeq and is a predicted model, not a curated record. NCBI's taxonomy places the organism in Eukaryota, Viridiplantae, Streptophyta, Bryopsida, Funariales, Funariaceae. Gene Ontology annotation, molecular function: peptide-methionine (S)-S-oxide reductase activity. Gene Ontology annotation, cellular component: cytoplasm.
AUCCACUUGGCUACAUUCAUUGUCGCACAGCAGCAGCAGCAUUCAGAUAGUUCCACUGACCCGCAUUUCACUCCCUCUUUCAAGUGCUCUGGACGUUCCGAAGCUGCGAGCAUCGUGUAAUGCUUUAAUUUGGGGCUGCGUGAGAGGGUUUGAGGAGAUUGGUUGGUAGUUUUUGAGAGGUAGGGGUUUGAGAUCGACAGCGACGAUGCAGGCGGUGAGGUUGUCUGGGACGAUCUGCGCGUCGUUGCUGGCGCAGAGCGAAGCUCAAUUGGGAGCCGCUGGAACAUUGCACACGAAAGCGGUGUUGCUGGGCGCGAGGCCGUCGAGGAGUUUGUCUGUGAGGAGAGGGUCGUCGUUCUCCGGGACGAGAAUGGCGUCGGAGAAGGGCGGCUGGAUGGAGAAGUUGGGGUUUGGUGCGCGGGCUUCGGCAGCGCAGGCAACUGGCGCGGCGGGGAGCUCGACUGGUGCCCGGAGCCCCGACGACGAUGUUCCUGCUCCAGGCCACGAGUUUGCCACUUUCGGCGCGGGGUGCUUUUGGGGUGUUGAGCUUGCGUUCCAGCGCGUCCAUGGUGUGUCACACACCGAGGUGGGAUACACACAGGGGCACAUAGAUAACCCUGACUACUAUGCCGUCUGCUCCGGGGACACAGGUCACUCUGAGGUUGUGAGGGUACAAUAUGAUCCCAAAGAAUGCAGCUACAAUACUUUGCUGGAUGUUUUCUGGAAGCGCCACGAUCCAACCACGCUCAACCGUCAGGGUAACGACAGGGGAACCCAGUACAGAUCUGGCAUCUACUUUUACUCUCCGGAGCAAGAGAAAGCCGCAUUGGAAUCGAAGGAGCAGGUGCAGAAGACAUUGAGCAAUCCAAUCGUUACCGAGAUUCUUCCAGCCAAGAAAUUCUACCGCGCGGAGGAGUACCACCAGCAGUAUCUGGCCAAGGGCGGUCGGGGUGGAAAUGCGCAGUCUCCUGCCAAGGGAUGCACCGACCCCAUCCGCUGCUACGGCUGAGCUUGCCAAUUUUGUCUUCGCAUUGCGACGCACCGCACACGUCUCAUCACACAUCUCAUCACUAUAUUUGUCACGAAGCUUGUUUUUGACGGAGGCGAUCAAUACUUUGUAGGGAAAGGAGAUGGCUCGUGAAUCUGUGCAGGCCCUCUCGGAUGCUGGAAUUUGGUUUUGAAUAGUCUAAGGUCUUAUCGUUCUUGGCCUUGUGGUGCACAGGAUGGAGUUUUUACCGAAGUCCGAAUCUGCAGCAGUGUAUUAUCAACUUGUAAAGCGAUUCUUUGUGACGUGCAGGGUCUUCUCCUGUUGUGUAUGACUCUUUGCGGACGACAACAAUGUUUUGGUUCAAA